CUGCGCUGACGUCUGGCAGCCAUCGGUGCGCCUGCGCGGUGGUCUGCGGGGAGCGGGGCCGCGGCCAUGGGGAAAGUUCAGGAGUUGUCCGUGACGCUGAGGAACAACAAAGUGGUGUACGGCCCCGGGGAGUUGGUGGCCGGGGAAGUGAGGCUCCGAGUGUCCGCGCACUUCAACUUCAAAGCUCUGAAAGUAAACUGCAUUGGAUCCUGUGGGGUUGCCAACAAAGCAAAUGAUACAACAUGGCAGGUGGAGGAGCAGUACUUCAGCAGCACACUCAGUGUUGCUGAAAAAGGAUCGCUGUCAGCUGGAGAAUAUACUUACCCAUUCCGGUUUCUUCUAUCAGCUACGAUACCUACUUCAUUUGAAGGUCCCUUUGGGAAGAUAAGCUAUCGCAUCAGGGCUACAAUAGAAACUGCACGAUUCUCUAGAGAUUAUAGAACUGAGAAGGUGUUUUACGUUCUUAAUCUGCUCAAUCUGAAUGAGAUCAAUGAUAUUGAGCAACCAAAUAUUGCAACUGUAACCAAGAAGUUUAGCUACCUGAUCGUGAAAAGUGGGAUUAUCACUUUAACAUUGAGCUCUGAUCUUAAAGGAUACACUUCGGGUCAAAUCAUUCAUCUUACAAUGGACAUCCAGAACAAAUCUGGGAAGGAUAUAGGUAAUAUUAUCGCCGGUCUCAUCCAGAAAGUUACCUAUAAAUCAAAGCGAAUAAUCUAUGACCUGCGGACAAUUGCAGAAGUUGAAGGGUCUGGAGUAAAGUCUUGGAAACAAGCAGAAUGGAGGGAGCAGAUCAUUGUGCCACCAUUACCUCAGUCAUCUCUGCAUGGUUGUAAUUUAAUACAAGUGGAUUAUUUCAUUCAAGUUUCCGUCCGAUCACCAGAGGUUUUAGUCAGCUUGCCAAUUUAUAUUGGAAAUAUUGCAAUCAACAGUCCACCACUGACACCUUCUAGGCAGUCCCAGCUUCCAGAGGCAGUGAUACCUACAGCUCCUCCAGCUGAGGAGGUUGGGGCAAUAGGUUACCAGCCCAUGGAUAGCGUCGUUCUUCCAACCAAAAGCCAUUCUCAGCAGCAGACUUCAUCACCUCAAGCUUUCAGCUACACACCUGGCUUUGAAAAUGAUGCUGGCACGCAGAUUCCUGUUCCUAGACUUUGUAUUUCAACUGGUGCUACAGUCCCAUACUAUGCAGACGGACCUGUUGUUGCAGAUUUCACAGAAAAUCCCCUGAUCUUACCUCCUGAAUAUAGUACGUGGGCCCAGCCAUUUGAUCCUCCCCCAACAUACGAAGAGAGUUGCAGCAGUGCUAAUUCCAGCAUGAGUGCAGGAAAUUAAUCUACAAUAGACUUCAAAAGGUGCACUGCAGAUUGUGUACAGAAAUGCCUCUUAGUGACAUUUUACUGAAAAGCACAGCCUGACUUUAUGAUUCACCACUGCAAAUGCAUUCUGAGUUUGAAGAAGUUGAUACUUUAUUCUCAAGAUGCAUUAUCAACACUCACAGGUAUUUCUCCAGCUUUGUGGAAUGUCUGCCUUCUGCUUCCCUGCUGGAAGCAUAGCUAUUUUGGUAUAUUAAUCUGAGUUCUUUCCUUAUGAGUAUUUUUGGAAUGCAAAGCACUGAAGGGUUAUAAUAUAAAUAUUUAAAGCCUUUCAUUUCAUGUAUAUAAAUAAAUAUAAUUUUACUCUUGCUGAAUAGCUCCACCGUAUAAUAGACUGUUUAUCUAAUCAGUCUAGUUCUGUAGAGGAAGCUGAAAAUUAUAGACAACUCUGAGCCUUAAGAACCAUAAAUAAGUGAUGAUGCUUGCUCCUUGUAUUUGCUUGUUUGGGCAAAGGAAUAUCUGUGAUUAUAGGUGGACUGUAUGCAAUAGGAAUUAAUUUCCAAUUCUGAUCAAGUUUGAGCCUUCUUUUUUACUUAUCAAUGUAGUGGGCUAUUUACACCAUGUGCUGUAACAACUGAGCUAAUGUUAUACUGGCCUUUUGGAAGGACCAAUACCAGCCAAAAUGCAUUAACAAUCCUUUCACCUUGAAGUGUUAUUUUGCACCUUUUGAUAGAAUAUUUUCCAAAAGAGAGAUCCAUAUAUACUGUAUUUAUAUAGUGUAUGUUUGCGGAGUCAUAUCAUCAUCUUUAAACUAGCACAUAAAAAAAGGCAAGUUCAAACUUCGGCACAUUAUUAUAACUUAAGCCUUACUGAAGUCAGUUGAAAGCCAAACCACUUACUGGAAUGUUUACUUAGUGCAUCUUUUUAACUGCUGUAUUUGUAACCUUUUGGAAUUUUACGUGCACAGUUUGAAGUACUAUAUAACAUUUAAAUUCUUAAGUGCAGUACUGAAAUAUAUUUUAAUGGUUGAACCAAGGAAUCUGCAGUCUGUUGAAAGUAACUUGUAGAUGAAUGGUUUAUCUGGAGUUCCCAUUUUAUUAAUGGCUUUAAAAAAAAUUGAGAGUGUGCAUUUAGAUGCAAGGAACCUAGAAGCGUGUUGAUUUAAUUUUUCACUUUGAUGCUUAGAGUUUGAAUUAACGUAACAUUGCUGUUUUGAAUAAAUUCCUAUGCAAGCUCUCAAUUAGCUGUUUGGUGCAAUACCACCAUGAGUACUGGCUGCCAGCUUUUCCUGUAGGGCGGGACUUCCAUCAGUUCCUUAGGGAACAUCUACAGAAGGAUGUAGAUUUAUGAAAGGGAUGGAUUGGGAGGAAGCUUGACUCGGGCAGAAAUUAAGAGGAAUCAGUCUUGAAGAGUAUACCAUGAGUAGCGUAGGGACAUUGGUGAAUCUGAAAGUAAUUACUUUCAUUUGCUAGUACCAAGUGUCCUGUUAUUGAAUACAAUUCAAGAUGCAUUCAUUGCUAGAUUUAUAGAGUGAAGUAAAAUAUUUUGUCUUGAAACUGGUGAUAGUAGUGGUCAAGAUCACUCUCAUUUUGCUGCUACCCAUGUGUAACAGAUGGGAUCUGAAUUUAUUCUAGUCACAAUUUUGUUCACUGAAGAGUAUUUUCCUUUGCAAGACUGAAAAAUGAGGCUGGAACUAAUUUUAAUCUCACUAUUAUAAUUAAGUGUUUUUAACUUUCCUUACAUUUUGUAAGAAAAAAUGAUGAAGGGAACAAUAACUUUUUAUCAACUAUUUGUUACCAUUGGCCUGGAAUUCCCAAUUCUCAUGACCUUGUUUCUUUUCUUUAUUGUAUACAAGUCUUCUCCCAUCUAUAGGCACAAAUUAUAAAUAGUUUAGCUAAUUUUGCAGUCGUUUCAGUAGGUUCAUCAGCUGAGAAUUUGUGAGAUAUUUUGCUGAAUUCCAAGGAUGACAAUAGAAAUCAGUGAAACGCAUUGCUCCUCUGAUUUUUUUUUUCCUAUCCCACUAUGAAUCACAAGCACCAUAUCUAAUUAGUAUAAUAAUAAGCAAAGCUUUCAUACUUAUGCAAUAUCUUAGGAAUUUGUCCAGGUUAUGGAAAAGGGACACUCACAAAUCUGAUUUACUGCUAAAUUAUCCCUUUUAUCUUGCAGAUUGCACUAUUGUGGGCACUACAGCCUGACUAACAAAUGUACUUUGGGAAUUUGGGGAAGAAGGGAAGGGUGUUCCUGUGCAGUGUUCCAUGUAGUAACUGGAUGCACAGGGUGUUAAAUGGCACCAAGUCACUGGUGUGUAGUCGAUGAAGAAGGAAAGCAGAUUGAGGGAAAGGGCUACAGUAAUGAGUGAGUGUACUCUUUCCAGCACCAAGUUGCCAAGCAGCUUUGUUAAAUCCGCUUUGCAAAAUUGAAAGUCAUUUGGUAGCUGCUUCUAGCUCAGCUGAUAUAGGAUUACUGGAAAAUGUUUACAUUUUGAAGCUGAUUAUAUUAGGAACAACUCAGGACAUCCAGAUCUCAUCAUAUACGGUAGAAAAUAAAAUACUGCAUAAUUCCAGUGGCUUGCCCUUUCUCGUCCAAAGGAGGUGACCUGUCAUGUGCUUGCUGUGAACUGUGUGUAAACUUUUCCUGACUUGAAUACUUGACAUGAAGGGUUGACAGGAAAGGUCACAGAUGGUAAAUGUAAAUGACUUUGGGGAAGACUCUCUUACUUUAAAUUUUAACAAUGCAUUUCUUAAAGAAGACCAAAGGUGUCCAAAGUGCUUAUAACAGUCAACCAUUGAAGUCUCUCACGGUCUCUAGCCUCCACAAAUGAGAGGAAGAUGUGAACUGAUCUAUAGCUGCAGUCUAGUUGUGCAGCCCACUCUUUUGCGCAUCUACUCUAUUCCCAUUAGUACUGUCUCUGUUAAUACCUUGCCAAUUAAAGUGCCUGUCUGAAUGUCUCUUAAAUGUAGUGAUAAUGUCCAACAAAACCACUUCUGGCAGUGAGUUUCAGGUAUCAACCACCCCUUUAUUUUAAAAUAAAGACUUUCCUGUCAGAUCUCCUUUAAAACUGCUUCUCCCAACCUCUGCCCCUUGUGUUUUUGUUGACCCUCAGCAUGGGAAAAGAAUAACCAGCUACCUUAUUAAUGUCUGUUAUCAUUUUAUAUUCCUUGAUCAAGUCACCCUUCAACCUCCUUUACUUGGGAAAACAGGCCUAGCCUAUCCAAUCUCUUACCAUCACUAAAGUCCUACAGUCCAGGCAAAAUCCUGAUGAAUCUCCUCUACACUUCCUCCGAUGCAAACGCAUCCUGUAGUGUGGUGGCUAGAAAUGUGCCCAACAAUCUGUUCAUAAGGUCAUACAGCAUUUCAAACAACCCCCCUUCAGCCCAUCAUGUCUGUGUCAGGACUUGAUAAUUCAAGUGCCCUCCUAUCUUAGACACCACUUCCUUUAGGAAAAGUUUCUUACCAUCUACCUUAUCUGUGCCCCACAUAAUUGUGAUAAGGAUGAGGCAUAUACCAGCUCUGUUAGGGCCCUGGAGAGAAUUAAGAAACCUUGGUGUGCAGGACCAAGGUUCUUUGAAGAUCUAGGUACAAUGUUAUAAAAGAUUGGCUAAGCCAUAGCUGGAGAACUGUGCAUGGUUCUGCUUGCCACAUUAUGGGAAAGAUAUCUGUACGGUUCCUCCCCCUGGCCCCAUCCUGUGCUCCAGGGAAAACAAACCCAACCCCUCCAUAACUCUAAAAUCUCAUCUCAGGCAGCAUCCUGGUGAAUCUCCUCUGCAUUCUCUCCAGAGCAACCACAUCCCUCCUAUGGUGUGGCGAGCAGAACAGGCACAGUACUCCAGCUGUGGCUUAACCAAUCUUUUAUAACAUUGCACCUAGAGCUUCAGAGAGCCUUGAACUUGCACACUAAGGUUGGUCUAUUUCUCAGUUCUCUCUGGGGCCCUAACAGUCCUGGUUAUAUGUCUUACCCUUAUCAGACUCCCCCCAGAAUUGUAUCACCUCAAGUUCAUCAGGAUUAAAUUCCAUCUGCCAUUUCUGUGCCCAGUUUAUCAAUGUUCUGCUGUGUUUGAAUACCACACUCAUAAUCAACAGCACCAAUUUUUGUGUCAUCUGCAAACAUUAAUUAUACCUCCUACAUUCACAUAAAUUGAUGUGUAUAACAAACAGGUGUUGGUACUGGGUCCUUUCAAGAUACGAUCACCAUUUUUGCUAGUGGGGCACAUUAAGUGGGAGCUAUUGCAAUUGAAAAUCCCUAAAGAGAAGGAGGAAGUAACAUUAAUCAGUAUCUUCACUUUUACUUCAAUGAAUGAAAUAGUUAAAAGUAGAAUUGCCCAUCUAUUGCUCAGCUUACUGAAACUUCCUCACUCACUUUAGCCUACACUGAGACUAUGCCACUCCGGGAUCCACAGAGCAGAACAGAAAAUAACAUUUCCUGAAAAUUCUCCAAUCUAAGAGAGUAUGUCUAGCUGCAAUUUAAAGCGUUACUCAAUACUUGGUUAACUUAGCAAGGAUAUAAGCAACUUUUAGGUUUUCCUCAUCCAGUGCCAGAUGGAAGAACUUGGCAAGGUAGAGACAUGGAGCACAGAUCAGUACAGCACAGUUUGGUCCUUCAGCCCAUGAAGCUGUGCCAGCCUGUUUAAACCGGCUCCACAGUCAAGCUAACCCUUCCCUCCAACAGAGCCCCUUAUCCUCUAUUUUUCUUGCAUCUGUGCACUAGGAGUCUCUUAAAUGUCCCUAUCAUAUCAGCCUGUACCACCACCCCCUGCAGUGCAUUCCAAGCACCUACAACUCUGUUUUUUUUAAAAAAAUAACUACCUCUAACAUCUCCCCUAAACCUUCCUCCACUCACCUUAAACAGAUGUCUUCUGGCAUUGGCUGUUGCUGCCCUGGGUCAAGGGCGCUGUCUGUCCACUCUGUCUAUCCUUAUAAUCUUAUACACCUCUGUCAAGUCAUCUCUUACUCUCAGUCACUCCAAAGGGAAAAGUCCUAGCUCGCUCAGCCUUUUCUCAUAAAGCAUGUUCUCUAAUCCAAGCAGAAUCCUGUUUGCCAAACAAUUGAUUAAUAGCUUCUUACUACAGUUGCAGUCAUUAUGUUAAAAACAAGGAAACUGUGUGCAUAAUUUGUGUUCCGCCUUGUCAAGAUUUUGUGUGCUGUACCAGGGGAAAAUCUCUCCGAAAAUGUUUUCCCCUUGGGGAGAAACCCAUGAGCAGUAUAACCUGAGGUUGUGCCUCUUUAACUUUACAUUCAUGUCUGAAAAUUGAAGCAUUUAGAUGGCAGAAGAGGGAGUUAAGUCAAUGUUUUCCACAGUCAGAAAGCUUGGGUUGGUCAAAUACAGUACACUCGUCAUUCAAAGCAGAAAUUCGACCCCCAAGUUGUUUACUGCACUCCAGCAUCUAUCAAAGGGAUUAUAGUUUAUAAUAUGUUUUUCAGUGUUGUGUGCCUUUUUGUACUAUUUAGAAUGGCAUUAGAAGUAUUUUCUCUUGUGUUUAUAUAGCCUCAUUAGGAUCCAGUGAAAAUUCUAGAAAUGUGUAUUUUAUCUAAGUACAGUACUUUUUUCAUUGUUACAACUUGGGAAAGAUAUUCUCUCCCUAUCUUCAUUCCUGUUAUAAUAUUAACGUCGUUGAAUCUUAAUCAUGCUUUAUCAACUUUGUCUUGUGCACUGGAGUGAAUUAUUGCCUUAGCAACAUAUUGUAAUUUGAUCCAUCCAGGGGAAUAAUUAAUAAGAACAUGCAAGUUUUUUUUAAUUUUGUUUCACUUAAAGUAGAUAAGAUUCUGAAGCAAGCCAACCACAUUUUUAACUCGGAUGCAAUUCACAGAACUCUGGAUUGUGUUGGAAAUAGAACGAGGUAAAUAUAAAGCAAAAAAUUGUUCAGACUAACUCCUCAACUGUAAAAUUACUAACAGGUACAAAUCCUCAAGGAUUAUUUAUGUGAAAUUUAUUUCUGUUAUUGUUAACUUAAUUUUUUGUCAGUAACUACUAUAUAUUUUAAAACUUUUAGCAUGUAUUUUUUUCUAUUUUCAGAAUCAAAUGUUAUAAUUUUUUUUAAAAACUGGUUUUAAUUUGUAUUUUCCGAAGCACAGGCAGUUUUCACAGAAUGCUGGGACAUGGUUUGUUGUUCCCCAAUAAUAGAAUUAUUUGUUCUAAUUGAUAACAGCACAAGUUCCAGUACAUCUGUUUGUCCCAAUGAACUCUCUGGAUUUUUUUCUUAAUCUUCUUUCCCACCCUGCAGAGUCCAGAAUGUUCAGUUCUUGCAAUGUCAAUUUGGGUAGCUUAAAGUUUCAAAACUCUGAAGUUUAAAUGUAUUCAAUAACCACCCCUCCCACAAAGCCCCAACUCAUGUAUAUUAUUUUUCUUGGAAACUGGUCUGAAUUUGAAUAGGACUCGUUCCAGUACCAGAGUUUUUAUAUGAUGUUGAGAAGGGAAAUGGCUUUAAUCAGUGCUGAAGCACACUUUGGGCUCGUAGCUUUAUGAACUUGCCUUUCUUCCUCUCCUGUGUUAAUUAUUCUCAGUUUGAACUCUUCGUAGAAUGCAUUGACGUCAUAUUUUCCUCUGCAAUGAUUUUGUAAUAAACUGAUAUAUUGAUGCACUUUAGUGUUUUAGAAUUUCAUGUAAUUGUUUGGAAAUGUAAAUUGAGUAAUCAAACACCAUACUAAUAAAUUUUUUCAAAG
Molecule: messenger RNA, 7967 nt
Organism: Mobula hypostoma (lesser devil ray)
Lineage: Eukaryota; Metazoa; Chordata; Chondrichthyes; Myliobatiformes; Myliobatidae
Gene: arrdc1b
Product: arrestin domain containing 1b
Exons: 8
Coding region: 67-1329 (420 amino acids)
Biological process (GO): protein transport
Cellular component (GO): cytoplasm
Molecular function (GO): ubiquitin protein ligase binding; ubiquitin-like ligase-substrate adaptor activity
Source: RefSeq, a predicted model, not a curated record